AUGGCAUCAACCGAAGUCGGCAAUCUCUUCUCAGUCAAGGGACGAGUAGCCCUCGUUACUGGAGGAACGAGUGGAAUUGGACUUAUGAUUGCAAAGGGACUGGUAGCAAACGGAGCGAAAGUCUACGUUUGCGGUCUAGAAUCCGAUCCAAUCAAAGAAGUUGAAGCAACAUUAAAUGAUCAUGGAAAAGCUUCUGGUGGUACAGCAGUGGGAUUUCCAUGUGAUUUGACAUCGAAACAUGGCGUCGAAGCUAUCUCUCUCUUCCUCCGUACUCAAGAGUCUCAUCUGGAUAUCCUCAUAUCCAACGCUGGCAUCCGUCGCGAUCCCCCACAAUCAUGUGACGUGCUCACAGCUCCCCUGGCCGAACUGCAAGCUUCUCUCUGGUCAUCUUCAUAUUCGGAUUGGAACCUAUCUUUUCAAGUCAAUACAAUGGCUCAUUACUUCCUGUCCGUUGCACUUGUUGAUCUGCUCGCAGCGGUAGGAGAUGCAAUAAUGCCGGAUGGUACAAAAGGGAAGGAUCAUGGAAGAGGAGUCGUCGUUGUGACGAGUUCGAUUGCUAGUCUGCAUAAUGCCACAAAUGUUGAUAUGAUGAGCUAUGCUACAACAAAGGCUGCUACUGAUCAUCUUGUUGCAUUGUUAGCAAGCAAGUUUGCUAGGUGGUAUGUGAGAGUGUGUGGUAUCAAUCCUGGAUUCGUCCCAAGCAAUAUGAAUCCAAUGGGAACAGGUGCCGGUGCAGAUAUUUUUGGUGAUCUCGUUCAAAAGGUCCCUGCUAAACGAGCUGGAUCGAUGGAUGAUCUGGCUGGAGUGGUGUUGUUCCUUGUAAGUAAAGCAGGCGCGUAUGUCGACGGUAGAAGUAUUGCAAUUGAUGGAGGACGGACUUUAUUUGCAAAUGGACAGAUUUGA
Messenger RNA from Lachnellula hyalina, 903 nucleotides. RefSeq names its product Rhamnolipids biosynthesis 3-oxoacyl-[acyl-carrier-protein] reductase. The coding region runs from base 1 to 903 and encodes 300 amino acids. The transcript has 4 exons. NCBI's taxonomy places the organism in Eukaryota, Fungi, Ascomycota, Leotiomycetes, Helotiales, Lachnaceae. The record is from RefSeq and is a predicted model, not a curated record. Gene Ontology annotation, molecular function: oxidoreductase activity.